Molecule: messenger RNA, 4374 nt
Organism: Cataglyphis hispanica
Lineage: Eukaryota; Metazoa; Arthropoda; Insecta; Hymenoptera; Formicidae
Product: collagen alpha-1(I) chain-like
Exons: 5
Coding region: 1-2580 (859 amino acids)
Cellular component (GO): extracellular region
Molecular function (GO): chitin binding
Source: RefSeq, a predicted model, not a curated record
AUGGCUAUUCGCGGUUUCGCGUGGUUCCCCACCUCGCAUCCCGAGGAACAGGAGGAAAAAAAGGGGGCUCAAUCUGGAGGAGGUCGAAGGAUGAGCGCCGGAGCAUCCCUGGUGGGGGCGUAUCAGCACACGGGUCACUGUCUCGACUUACCUCAGCACUGCGGUGUGUUUUGUACGUACGGAUCGGUUGGAUUGACCCAUUUGAGGGUGGUUGCGCCAGCAAACAUGCGGCUACGCUUGUUCUGGAUCGUCUUGCUGGCUGUCGCUCGUUCAGCUCUGGCUGACGAGGGAUAUAAUUAUCCCAGACCAACAAAUGCGCUUGUACCAGGUGGUCCUCCAGGAGGAGGUCCUGGCGCAAAACCAGGAGGAGGAUUUCCAGGUACGCCUGGUAGAUACCCAUCUGGUCCAGGUAUAUCUGGAGGACCCGGAGAACCAGGAAGACCGAGCGGUUAUCCAUCUGGUCCAUCAGGACCUUCAGGAUUUCCAGGCGGACGUCCAAGCGGUACACAACCAGGUGGGCAACAACCUGGAUUUCCAUCUAGCCAAGGGCCUUCUGGUGGAUAUCCUAGUGUACGCCCCUCCAUUCCAUUUCCGAGUGGUGAACCAACAGGCAGACCUGGUCCAGGAACAGGUGGGUAUCCAUCUGGCGAGCCAGGUGCACCAACCGGACCGGGUGCACGACCAGGAGGAUUUCCAACAGGGCCAAGUACUGGAUAUCCUGGUAGCAGGCCUAGUGGUCAAGCACCAGGCGGUUUUCCAGGUGGACAAAGACCUAGCGGAUAUCCUAGUGCACGACCAGGUGGACAAGGACCAAGCGAAGGAUAUCCCAGCGGUCAAACUCCUGGAGGUUAUCCCAGUGGAAUGCAAAAGCCUGGUGGCCAAAGAGGUGAAUAUCCUGGUGGAGGACCAAGCGCUGGCUAUCCAGGAGGUGCUCAGAGACCUGGCGGUGGUCCAAGUCCUCAAGGACCAAGUGGUUAUCCAGGGCCGAGUGGCCCUACAGGGCCUGGAGGUCAGCAAGGUCCAGGUGAAACACCUGGCGGCGGUUAUCCUAGUGCUAAACCAGGAGGACAGAGACCAGGCGGCUACCCAAGUGGCCCAACCUCGCAAAGACCAGGAGGCUACCCAAGUGGCCCAAGUCCGCAAGGACCGAGUGGUUAUCCAGGUGCCCCAGGGCCACAAGGUCCAGGGGCACAAGGACCAGGAGCAUUUCCAAGUGGCCCAGGUCCACAAAGACCAGGAGGAUUUCCAAGUGGACCAGGUCCACAAAGACCAGGAGGAUUUCCAAGUGGACCAGGUCCACAAGGACCAGGAGGAUUUCCAGGUGGACCGAGUGCUGGCCGUCCAGUAGGACCUGGAGAACAUGGAGGACCUGGGGAAUAUACCCAUGGUGAAGAGGGAACAUAUGAUGAAGGUGAUUACUCAGCUAUUCCAGGCGAACCUGGUCGCGAUUAUCCUAUAUACAGUGAAAUUCCGGAAACUGGUUUCCGUUGCGAUGCGCAACAAUUCCCUGGUUAUUACGCUGACGUGGAAGCUCAGUGCCAAGUUUUCCAUAUAUGUGCCAAUAAUAAAACCUACGAUUUUCUUUGUCCGAAUGGAACAAUCUUUCAUCAGCAAUUCUUUGUCUGUGUAUGGUGGAAUCAAUUUGAUUGCAACUCCGCACAAAAUUUUUAUUAUUUGAACGAAAAUCUUUACGACUAUACUAUAAUGGGAACACCUGGUCAAAGACCUGGUAUUGAAGGACCUUCAAGGCCUUCUGGACCCACUACAUACCCGGGAGGUCCAGGCGCUCCUAGUGGUCCAAGUGGUCCAAGUACUCCUCCUGGUCCAGGUGGUUAUCCGGGAGGCCCACAACGACCUGGUGAAAAACCUCAAGGUCCCUCAAGACCAGGUGAAUAUCCAGAAGAACCUCAGGGCCCAUCAAAACCAAGCGGAUAUCCGGGAAGACCCCAAGGCCCGUCCGGACCAGGAACAUAUCCAGGAGGACCUUCAGGGCCAUCAGGACCAGGUAGGUAUCCAGGAGGACCUUCAGGUCCAUCAGGACCAACUGGGCCAGGCGGUUAUCCAAGCGGUCCUCAAGAACCAACAGGCCCACAAGGUCCAAGCGGUUUUCCAGGGCGACCUGGAGGGCCAGGACCACAAGGUCCCUCUGGUCGCCCAGGACCCGCAUAUUUAAGUCCACCAGCAGGACCAUCAGGACCUCAAGUGCCUCAAGGACCAGGUGGAACAGGCUAUCCCGGAAGACCUCAGGGACCUUCUGGUCCUAGUGGACCUCCGACGAGACCGCAAGGACCCAGUGGUCCUGGUGGUUACCCGGGACCAAGCGGACCAUCUCCAGGAUAUCAAAAUGGCCAGCCUCAAGGACCCACUCGACCGCAGGGCUAUCCAGGUCCAGGUACACCAGGUGGUCGUCCACAAGGACCUAGUGGACCAGGCGGAUAUCCCAGUGGUAGACCAAGUGGGCCAUCGUUUCCAAGUGGGCCAAGCGGACCUACUGGACCAGGCAUCGGGACGAGUUCACCAUUUCCGCCGCAAGGCCCUCCGAAGCCAGAUCGUGAGUACUUACCGCCGCGGAUUGGAUAAUUAUGAAGCUAAACUUCCAGGCAAUAUUUGACGGCGAUUCCCACCGUUGUUAAUGCUGGAUGAAAUGUGUAAAUACGAGCGUACAGUUUUGUCUGCGUAAUCUAGGUAUUGAUUAUUCGUAUUGCAUUCACAUUAACAUAUAGGGAAUUUAAUUCUACUUAGGCGUUUUCUUAAGGUUUUCAUUUUAUCUUAAGGUUUCCAUUUUCAAUUAAAGAUUCAUAUCGUUUAUUCUCAAUUAAUUUUAUUAGUAAAAUAUAUUUAUAUAUUAUAUACAUAUUUCAUAUAUUUUUUAUAUCUUACUAGUAAUUACAAAAUUUAGGCAUAUUUGUAUUACUUUAUUAAUUAUUAACAGAAUGUGAAAAAAAGCUAUGUAAAAAAGUUUAUAAAUUGUGUCUUUAUAAAUUUAAAACGAUUCAACUUUAAUACAUGAUUCUCUUUAAUAGAUUAUAUUCAAAAUUCUAUUUAUUUAUUAUUAUUAAGAAUAAACAACAAUGUGUCACGAUUAAUAUAAAAACAUGUAUUUUAACGCGGAAACCUUAUGAUAAAAUUCUAAAUAAUAUUAAGAUAUAUAUGUAGGCUGAAUGUAUUCAUCGUUGUCCGAUCAAAUCUUAAUAACCAUGUCUAAAAAUAUUAAUUGUUUUUGAUUCUUUUCGAUUGUUAUCAUGUAAUUAAUAAUCUAUAAAUUUUAUAUUCUUUUAUAUUCUUAUAUGAAAGCAAAAACAUUGGCAUUAUUAUUAGAGAUUAUUAUUAAUAUUAGUAAUGUUUAGUAUUAGUUAAAAAUGAUAAUAUUGUUAAUAUUAUUAUUAUUACUGCCACAGAUUUUAUCGAUCAAUGUAUAUCAAAACUAACAGGACAUUAACGUAGAAUACAUGAAGCUUUAAGUAUUAUAAAUGGCGAUAUAUAUUUAUUUAUUCAGCUUUAAUAAAAAUAUAAAUCUUACAAUUUAUACGAUUUUACUAUCAAAAGAGCUGAAUCGGACGUCAUGCGGAUGUCAUCGAUAUUCAGAUUUUGUACGGUGUGAAAAAUAAGAAUUGAUUAAAUAUAAUAAUGCAAUCAAACACGUGAAAUCAAAUGUAUAGUUUCAUACUUUAAGGCAAUUUCGCCUUAUAGAAAGUGUCAUAAUAACACAAUUUUAACACACUUAUAAAUAUAUUUAUCGUUAUACAUAUCUAUCACAAAAUUCUUGAUGAUAAAACGAAUAAAUUAUAUUUAUAAUGAUUUAUUUUGUUAAUAUAAUCUGCAAGUAUAUAUUAUUGUAGGAUUAUAUAUACAUAAGAAGCACGCAUAUCUUAGCGAAUAAUUUAUAAAUGGCUUAUAAUAUAUUUAAAUGUAACAAGUGCGUAUUUUUUAUGAGAAUGUCAGAUAAGAAAACUCAAGAAUAUUUUAAAGCGGAAGCGUUACAAUAUUAUAAGUGAAUUAUGACAGAAAUUUGAUAGUCUUUUUUAUCUCUUUCCAAUUUUUAUCAAUUGUAAAAAAUGCGCAAUAAUUAUUUAUAAAUUUAUAAAUUUUAUUUUAUUUAUAAAUUUAUAAAUUUUUAUUAUAAAUUUUUCAAUAAUUAUCUGAUAAGAUAGUGUGUAUUAAAACUAUACAUUAUUAAUUAAUUACUCCAAGAAUAACAUAACAGUGAGAAUUUGAUUCUUUUUGAAGAAAAAAAUGUACCCUUGUCAUAUAUAAUUAAGCAUCGCAUGACAUAUAAUUAUAUAUACAUAUAUAUCUAUAUUUUUAUAACAAUGGUUUGAGACUCCUACGUGGGAUGCCAUUAUGUAUAUUUUAUGCGCGAAAUAAAGGAAACAU